Molecule: messenger RNA, 1856 nt
Organism: Eucalyptus grandis
Lineage: Eukaryota; Viridiplantae; Streptophyta; Magnoliopsida; Myrtales; Myrtaceae
Product: probable UDP-arabinopyranose mutase 5
Exons: 3
Coding region: 591-1643 (350 amino acids)
Biological process (GO): UDP-L-arabinose metabolic process; plant-type cell wall biogenesis
Cellular component (GO): cytosol; Golgi apparatus
Molecular function (GO): UDP-arabinopyranose mutase activity
Source: RefSeq, a predicted model, not a curated record
UAAUGGCGUGUUGGAGAAAAAGGACGGACGGACGGACGGGGAUAACACAGCCACACAGAGAGAGAUAGAGAGAGAAAAAAAGUGGGUCUUUCGAUCUGCCAGUCUGCAAUCUCGGAGCAAUUCUCGGACCCAACACCCACGUUGUCCUCCCUCGUUGUUCAUGAGAGAGAAAGCCACACACACAGAGAGAUAGGGAGAGAUAAAUAGCUGUCGUUGGGGGGUGGAUGAAUGAGAAACCCGCCAUCUCUCCUCUCUCUCUCGAUUGACUCGGCAGUCCUCAACCUCGCCCACUUCUCCGAUCUCUCCCCGCUCCCCGAUCACGUCCUCCUCGAUCUCAUCUUGAGGACAUUGAGAGCUGGAAAGCUGAAUGAGAAGGUCCUGAAGCUCUUCUUGGCAACAGGAAAAGAUGAGGUUCUUGCAUUCAUCAAGACUCUGAAAAUUCGUCCUGUCCUCGAUCCUGUCCUUCCUACGAGGUGCUCUGAAAAAUUUUGAUAUUGGGGAAGUUCAAGAACUCUCGUUGAGAUCUAUAAGCAGCUGGUUUUGAGGUCUGAAACUUUUGUUCAUUCAUUGCUUGACUUGGUUCUGGAAAUAUGUCUCAAGCAAGCAUCAAGGAAAACGAGGUUGAUAUUGUGAUUGGAGCGAUCCAUCCUGACCUCACAUCCUUCAUGAAUGGAUGGAGAUCAGUUUUCUCCCGAUUCCACCUGAUAAUUGUCAAAGACCCUGAUCUUAAACAGGAACUUAACAUACCUGAUGGCUUCGAUGUCGACGUCUACACGAAGUCCGACAUAGACCGGGUUGUUGGUUCCUCUUCAAUUUCAUUUUCUGGCUACUCAUGCCGUUAUUUUGGUUUCCUUGUCUCGAGAAAGAAGUACGUUGUAUCCAUUGAUGACGACUGUCUACCAGCUCAGGAUAGUACUGGUGAUUUUGUGGAUGCUGUGGCACAGCACAUAGUCAAUCUUACCAACCCGGCCACUCCUUUCUUCUUUAACACACUCUACGAUCCUUACCGCAAGGGUGCCGACUUCGUGCGUGGCUAUCCAUUCAGCUUGCGGACCGGGGUAGCUUGUGCUUUAUCAUGUGGACUUUGGCUCAAUCUGGCAGACUAUGAUGCCCCCACACAAGCUCUUAAACCAGGGGAGCGAAAUGCUCGAUAUGUGGAUGCUGUUUUGACCAUUCCAACAGGGACUCUUAUGCCAGUGAGUGGAAUAAACAUAGCCUUUGAUCGCGAGGCAGUAGGUCCAGCCUUGUUCCCUGCGCUGAGGCUGGCUGCUGAAGGGAAAUUUAGAUGGGAAACCAUAGAGGACAUAUGGAGUGGAAUGUGUGUUAAGGUGGCGUGCGAUCACUUGUCUUUGGGCGUGAAAAGUGGGCUGCCUUACGUUUGGAGGAAGGAUAGAGGAGAUGCUGUAGAGAGUCUGAAGAAAGAGUGGCAAGGCGUAAAGCUAAUGGAACAUGUGGUGCCUUUCUUUCAGUCGGUGAGACUUCCCCGAACUGCAACUACGGCUGAGGAUUGUGUGGUGGAAAUGGCAGGGGCCAUAAAGCAGCAGCUUGGAGCAACAGAUCCUGUGUUUGCCCGUGCUGCUGAAGCCAUGGUCGAAUGGAUCAGGAUUUGGAAGGCUGUUGGGUCAGGCUCCCCUGGAAAGUAGAAGUCCAUAGGGUGAUGGCUAUAUUUGCUCAUAAUUUUUUUCUGUUCACUUGAAUACAUCUCGAAAACUUUAUGGUCCAUUCUAACUUGUUACCCCAUGCAUCCGGAAUAAAUUAUGUUUGUUUUUGUGACUCUGGAGUUUCAUCAGUGGACUUGACAUACUGUUUCUGAUUUGAUGGUCUAAUGUUGUCAAUGACCACAAUGAUUGAUGCUA